AUGGCUUUGCUAGUAGACAAGCUGCGCCCGAAGACGCUUGAUCAACUUUCAUAUCACCCUGAGCUCUCCGACCGUCUACGGUCAUUGGCUCAAAGCGGGGAUUUUCCCCACCUAUUAGUCUACGGCCCAUCUGGCGCUGGAAAGAAAACACGAAUCAUCGCGACCCUGAAGGAAUUAUACGGACCAGGAGUGGAAAAGAUCAAAAUUGACGCCCGAGUCUUCCAAACGACCAGCAACCGCAAGCUAGAAUUUAACAUCGUUUCCUCGGUUUAUCAUCUCGAGAUCACUCCCGCUGAUGUGGGUACCUACGACCGAGUUGUAGUGCAAGAAUUGUUGAAGGAGGUUGCCCAGACACAACAGGUCGAUCUUUCAGCGAAGCAGCGGUUCAAGGUGGUCGUCAUCAAUGAAGCUGAUCACCUCACUCGCGAUGCCCAGGCUGCGCUAAGACGCACAAUGGAAAAAUACAGCCCAAACUUGCGUUUGAUUCUCUUGGCGAACAGUACCUCAAAUAUCAUUGCCCCCAUUCGAUCUCGAACCCUGCUGGUCAGGGUUGCUGCGCCUACAGAAGACGAGAUCUGCACCGUGCUGCAAAAUGCGGCAAAGAAGGAGAAAUGGAUUGAAUCGGAGGGACUAAACAAGAGGAUUGCCAAGGAGAGUGGACGGAACUUGCGCCGUGCGCUCCUAAUGUUUGAGGCUAUCUACGCACAAAAUGAAAAAGUCAACGACAAAACACUCAUCCCUCCCCCAGAUUGGGAGGCACUUAUUUCAACCACUGCAGAUGAGAUUUUGAAAGAGCGAUCUCCAGCAAGGCUUCUGCAAGUCCGCGCACGGCUUUACGAUCUCUUGACCCACUGCAUUCCUCCGACUACAAUCCUCAAAACUUUGACAUUCAAGCUUGUUGCACAGGUCGAUGACGCGCUCAAGCCCGAUGUGAUCAAAUGGUCUGCAUUCUACGAACACAGAAUCAAGCUUGGAAGUAAAGUGAUUUUCCAUCUCGAGGCUUUCGUGGCCAAAUUCAUGCGCAUUUACGAGAGUUACUUGAUGGGUAUGGACUUUAACUGA
Messenger RNA from Penicillium taxi, 1062 nucleotides. RefSeq names its product replication factor C subunit 5. Gene Ontology annotation, molecular function: DNA clamp loader activity; ATP hydrolysis activity; DNA binding. Gene Ontology annotation, cellular component: Elg1 RFC-like complex; Ctf18 RFC-like complex; Rad17 RFC-like complex. Gene Ontology annotation, biological process: DNA-templated DNA replication; DNA repair. Bases 1 to 1062 code for a protein of 353 amino acids. The record is from RefSeq and is a predicted model, not a curated record. The transcript is spliced from 6 exons. Lineage: Eukaryota; Fungi; Ascomycota; Eurotiomycetes; Eurotiales; Aspergillaceae.